Messenger RNA from Thermochaetoides thermophila DSM 1495, 1884 nucleotides. RefSeq lists its product as uncharacterized. The record is from RefSeq and is a predicted model, not a curated record. The coding region runs from base 1 to 1884 and encodes 627 amino acids. The transcript is spliced from 2 exons. Lineage: Eukaryota; Fungi; Ascomycota; Sordariomycetes; Sordariales; Chaetomiaceae.
AUGGCAUUCCCUCGACGUCCUUCCGCCGUUUUGCGGUACUUGAUACCGGCAUUUUUCUUCGUCCUCUUUUUCUUUGCCCUUAGCGGUCCAGAUCGUUUUCCAUCAAGGUCGUUAUGGUCCUACAACUAUGCCCGGGGGGAACACCCCAUCGACCGACUGAUCCAGCAAGCCGACGAGGAAUUCGAGCGCAAGCUCGCCAAGGAAACAAAAACGCUUGCAGAGGCUGCUGCAGCUUAUCGCCAGCGCCGUGGUCGGCACCCACCUCCCGAUUUCGACAAGUGGUGGAAGUUUGCGACACAACAUAAUGCGAUCAUCGUUGAGGAGUUUUGGGACCAGAUCUACCAUGACCUGGAACCCUUCUGGGCGCUGAACCCAGCCCAGAUUCGCAAAGCGGCCUGGGAAUUCGAGAUGCGUAUCCAUGUCCGAAACGGAAAGGCUAGCACGGAAAGCAACUGGUUUUGGACACAGAUCUGGUUGGACAUGCUCAAGCAGAUUGAGCACCUGUUACCGGAUAUCGAUAUAGCCCUGAAUGCAAUGGAUGAGCCCCGGAUAGUUGUUCCGUGGGAGAAUAUGACUGAGUACAUGAUCAAAGCAGCAGAAACAAGGAAGAUCGUUGACGUGGGGAGCGUCAUCACCGAAUUUGAAAAGAGGCCUCCGCCAGGAGAAGGGCCAGAAAAAGAUGAAGUGCUGGCCGACAAGGCUUGGGAAACCACGGAUAAGCACUAUUGGAAGAUUGCACGUCGUGGUUGCCCGCCAGACAGUCCUGCGCAGCAAGCCGAGCUGAUCACCGAUUACUCGAAGCCUCAGAUGGCACCGGCAUCAUCCUUGGCACACAUGCGAGAUGGUUAUGUCGCCAAUUACACACUCAGCACUCUCUUCUGCCACCAACCCGACCUACAAGCCCUCGAGGGCAUCUUCGUCCGGCCCCUAUCCGUCUCGGCUACCAAGACGCUCUUCCCUAUGUUCGGCGGCUCCAAGCUGGCUGUCAACAACGAGAUUCUCCUCCCCGCCCCAAUGUACUGGGACGCUAAUUCUCGUUUCAUGGGCCCUGAAGAGGAUGCCGCGACGCCCUGGUCCGAGAAGAUCCCCAAGGUCGUUUGGCGCGGCGUCGGCACCGGCGGACGCAACAACGAGACCAACUGGCGCGCCUUCCAGCGUCAUCGGUUUGUAGCUAUGAACAAUGCUACUGCCCUCAAGCUUGCCACCGACGCGGCUUUUUCCAAAACCUCCUACACUUAUCCGGCUGACGAGCAAGUCGCUUUCUUUCCCAACAACUUUGACCUCCCUGAUUAUCAGCAAUACCCUACAGUCCCUCGUCCCAACGAACUCCCGGACUGGGUGGCUUCCUGGUCGGACAUCGGUCUCACAGAUCUUUUCUGCGCAUACGAAGGCUUCAAACAUUCGUGCAACUACACCGGCUCCUAUUUCAAGCCUGUUGAGGGGCUUGAUCUGGCCAAGCAAUAUCAUUACAAGAUUCUGCCGGACGUGGAUGGUAACAGUUUCAGCGGGAGGUACCUGGGUUUCUUGAGAAGCACCAGCCUGCCAGUUAAGGCAACUCUGUGGCGCGAGUGGCAUGACAGCCGGCUCGUGGCGUGGAAGCAUUUCGUGCCGAUGGACAACCGAUUUGGAGACUGGUUCGGCAUUGUGGAGUACUUCCUCGGGGGCAAGAGCAUCACAGGAAACAAGCAGAAAGACGAGGAGCUGAGAGAGAAGAGGGAUAAGAACGCCGAGAAGAUCGCGCUGGCUGGACGGGAAUGGGCCUCGAAGGUGCUUCGGAAGGAAGAUAUGCUGAUCUACGUACUCAGGUUGAUGCUGGAGUAUGCGAGAGUAUGUGACGAGCGGAGAGAGGUGAUGGGGUGGGUUGGAGAUCUGCUUGAGGCUUAA